GCUUUGGUAAUGACGCUUAAAGUAUACGACAGGCUCCGCGAAGCACGAGUUAAACGUCAUCAAUUUGAGACAGGAAGUCAGAGAAGUGCGUCUUUAACCAUAAACCUCUCUGGAUUUAACAGCUAACUGUUUCGUACGGUUACGUAUCAACGGUUACUUUUGCCAGAAGGUAAUUACGGUUGUUUCACUACAAGGUCUUUUGGGAUUCCUUUACCUUUGACUGUGCCUGUGGUUGCCAUGGCAGCUGCAGGGGGACUGGGCGGGGCACUGUCCGCACGAGGAGGAGCCGGGGCCAGGCGGAUGAAGUGGGCUCUGGAGUUGAGUCUGGGGAGCAGCAGGAAUCGCGGGGACUCUCUGUACCCCGUGGGAUAUUUGGACAAGCCGGUUCCUGACACAAGUGUCCAGGAGACUGACAGAAAUCUGGUGGAAAAGAGGUGCUGGGACGUCGCUCUGGGUCCCCUAAAGCAGAUCCCCAUGAACCUGUUCAUUAUGUACAUGUCUGGCAACACCAUCUCCAUCUUCCCCAUUAUGAUGGUGUGUAUGAUGGCCUGGAGGCCCAUCCAGGCCCUGAUGUCCAUGUCUGCCACCUUUAAGCUAUUGGAGAGCUCCAGUCAACAGUGGCUCCAGGGUCUGGUCUACCUCUUCGGAAACAUUCUAGGGUCUGCAUUGGCCAUCUACAAAUGUCAAUCAAUGGGGCUUCUACCCACUCACUCAUCUGAUUGGCUAGCAUUCAUUGAACCUGCCCAGAGGAUGGAGAUCAUGGGCGGAGGCAUGGUGCUCUGAACAAGUGGCAGGACGAGACGCACACACACUCUCACACACACACAGACUCACACACGCGUGCACGCACACACACACACACUCACAUACA
Molecule: messenger RNA, 871 nt
Organism: Anguilla anguilla (European eel)
Lineage: Eukaryota; Metazoa; Chordata; Actinopteri; Anguilliformes; Anguillidae
Product: ER membrane protein complex subunit 4-like
Exons: 6
Coding region: 238-783 (181 amino acids)
Biological process (GO): protein folding in endoplasmic reticulum
Cellular component (GO): EMC complex
Source: RefSeq, a predicted model, not a curated record